This is a messenger RNA of Chinchilla lanigera (long-tailed chinchilla), 1781 nucleotides long. RefSeq names its product heat shock 22kDa protein 8 (gene Hspb8). Gene Ontology annotation, molecular function: protein homodimerization activity. The coding region runs from base 321 to 911 and encodes 196 amino acids. The transcript has 4 exons. NCBI's taxonomy places the organism in Eukaryota, Metazoa, Chordata, Mammalia, Rodentia, Chinchillidae. Gene Ontology annotation, biological process: cellular response to unfolded protein. The record is from RefSeq and is a predicted model, not a curated record. Gene Ontology annotation, cellular component: cytoplasm; nucleus; protein folding chaperone complex.
CGGUGGCUUCAGCCGGCCCCUCCCAGCCCCCUCUGGGAGGCCAGCUGUUCCCUCAGUGGAUUCUCUGGGGCUGGUUCAUUACCUUGGAAUACUCCUGUGACAGGAGGCGCUAGCAAAAACCCGCCUCCAGCCCCCAGCGGCAAAUAAAUAGAAGGCUCCCAGCCCAGAAGCCAGGAGAAGUUUCUAGAAGAUCAGCAUUUUUCUGAAGCUGAAAAAUAAGCUCUGAAAGCCAUCCCGCCCACCUCGCUUUGCUGUGUGACCUUGGGUAGGUGGCUCCCUCUCUCUGAGCCUCUGUUUCCCCUGAGAGCUCAGCACUCAUCAUGGCUGACGGUCAGAUGCCAUUCUCCUGCCACUACCCAAGCCGGCUGCGCCGAGACCCCUUCCGGGACUCGCCCCUCUCCUCUCGCCUGCUGGAUGAUGGCUUUGGCAUGGACCCCUUCCCCGACGACUUGACCGCCUCUUGGCCUGACUGGGCUCUGCCUCGUCUCCCCUCUGCCUGGCCCGGGACCCUGAGAUCCGGCAUGGUGCCCCGGGGGCCCACUGCCACAGCCAGGUUUGGGGUACCUGCUGAGGGCAGGAGCCCCCCACCUUUCCCUGGAGAGCCCUGGAAAGUGUGUGUCAACGUGCACAGCUUCAAGCCAGAGGAGCUGAUGGUGAAGACCAAGGACGGAUACGUGGAGGUGUCAGGUAAACACGAAGAGAAGCAGCAAGAAGGAGGCAUUGUUUCCAAGAACUUCACCAAGAAAAUCCAGCUUCCUGCAGAGGUGGAUCCUGUAACAGUGUUUGCCUCGCUCUCCCCAGAGGGGCUGCUGAUCAUCGAAGCUCCCCAAGUGCCCCCUUACUCACCAUUUGGAGAGAGCAGUUUCAACAACGAGCUUCCCCAGGACACCCAGGAAGUGACUUGUACCUGAGACCCCAGCCUUGGUCCAUCCUCCUUCCCUCCCCAACCCCAGGGCUUCCCUGAUUCUAGGGUACAUUACUUUAGCUGAACUCAGAUAUAGUGCAACUAAAAUGUUGGGGAAUAGGGGGAAGGGAAAAUGACCACAGAUUCCCUGGAUAACAUAGUAGUAGAUUUCUCCACAAGAUGACGCAAUUGGCAAACCGUGCUUGUUGCGUUAGGCCAAAGUACUGGUUUUUCUUUCUUUAUCUUUUCUAUCUUGAUGAAAGCAUUGCACAUUCUGUAGUUGCCAAACAAAGAAAUGGGGACUUAGCAUUUCAUGUUGUAUCUUACCUUGCAAGGAAUGCAAGGGUCACUUAUCUCUGGGGACCUCCGCAUUACCCAGAUCCUUGCCCUGGGCUUCCUGUUCCCAUGACUGCCUCACGGUUCCACCAAUGGAGCCCGUGGCUCAGCCCACUGUGUUUCCACAUCCCUGGCUUACAAAGGGUAAUAGACAGAUUUUGUAUUUCCUUAUGAGAUUUCUCCACCAACCAUACAAAAAUAAACACUGCCUUCUGCCCUCUGCCCAGAUGUUUACAGCAUGUCCCCAAGGUUCUCAAACAGGCCCUCCCCAAGGACUCUAGAAGCCUCUAGGUUAAUUCCCUGGCUGAGGUCCUCACCAUCUUGUGUCCCCCAUGUCCAAGUUGGGAUUUUACAGAGGGGGGUGUUUCUAGAUAGCCCUGCCAAGAGCCAAGCAGAGGCCAGGCAGCCUGGCAGACAAGCUGGUGGUGUUGUGUAUAGGGGUGUGGGACAUUUGUGUCAUUGUUGUUUGAGUUGUGCUGUUGUUUGGGGGGAACAUAGUAAAUAAUAAUUAGUAACAAUAAUAAAGGAGCUGAUGUUCUUA